AUGAGUAAUCUACCCCAGCCAAUCCUUCUGUGUCCCUUGCAGCCGAUUUUCUUCGUCACAGCUUGGGCUGUUCAGCCGCUCGAGCCCUUGUUGGUUGUGUCUGCACCUGAACAUGCGACCAAGGUUCCGCUUGUUUUGACAGGCUCAACCAGUUCUGUAGGGCUGGAGAAAUCUCUUGGCAACUCCUGA
Molecule: messenger RNA, 189 nt
Organism: Fusarium proliferatum ET1
Lineage: Eukaryota; Fungi; Ascomycota; Sordariomycetes; Hypocreales; Nectriaceae
Exons: 2
Coding region: 1-189 (62 amino acids)
Source: RefSeq, a predicted model, not a curated record